Molecule: messenger RNA, 1590 nt
Organism: Hermetia illucens (black soldier fly)
Lineage: Eukaryota; Metazoa; Arthropoda; Insecta; Diptera; Stratiomyidae
Product: serine protease HTRA2, mitochondrial-like
Exons: 2
Coding region: 128-1420 (430 amino acids)
Biological process (GO): programmed cell death; proteolysis; positive regulation of apoptotic process
Molecular function (GO): protein binding; serine-type endopeptidase activity
Source: RefSeq, a predicted model, not a curated record
UGACUGUGAACUGUCACGAUUUGCAUACAGCUGACACUCGCGAAUUGUUCCGUGCUUCCGCUGACGGUUGUGUCCUGGUUUAUAUUUUUACGCUAGAAAUGUUUUUUGAUUGAAAGUUGACAAGGACAUGGCCCUAAAGUUUUUACACAAUUUCAACACAGUUUUACGUAAGUUUCAAAGUCAGCAUUUAGCGCGGGCAACGGCAUUGUGUCCGCGGGAGUUUCAUCAUCGGCAGUACAAACAAAAGCAAGAAGGCCGGUCCCAGUGGGAAAGAGAUUAUUCCCAAAAUGGACAAGGAUUUAGCGAUUAUAAGAUGAAAGUAGUUCCCGGAUUUUUAAUUGGUGCAAUCUGCGGAUACACGUUAAGUCACUAUUCGAUGGACCCAGGAAGGAAUCCAUUCCUAAUUUCGGAAGUGAAGGCGGCAACUACGAAAACUUUGAGCCAUCUUAGGACCAAGUUUAAUUUUAUUGCUGACGUGGUUGAAGUGUCUGCACCUUCAGUCGUUUAUAUCGAAAUAAAGGACACCAGACGGUUCGACUACUACUCGGGGCAGCCUUUCAUGGCGUCGAACGGGUCGGGGUUCAUUGUGGCUUCCGACGGAUUGAUUCUAACCAAUGCCCAUGUCGUCAUCAACAAGCCAAACACUAUUGUGCAGGUGAAACUUAUGGACGGACGCACGUUUCCUGGAGUAGUAGAAGAUGUGGACCAGACUUCCGAUUUGGCUACCGUGCGGAUCCACUGCAAUGAUCUUCCCGCCAUGAAGCUGGGUGAAUCGGCGUCACUGAAAGCCGGCGAGUGGGUUGUCGCACUAGGAAGUCCUCUAGCCCUUAGUAACACCGUCACUGCAGGUGUAGUUAGCUCUACCCAACGCCCGUCCCAAGAACUAGGACUUCGUGGGAGAGACAUCAACUACAUUCAAACGGAUGCAGCUAUCACCUUCGGUAAUUCUGGAGGACCACUGGUCAAUUUAGAUGGCGAAGCGAUUGGAAUAAACAGUAUGAAAGUUACGGCGGGUAUCAGUUUUGCAAUUCCCAUCGACUAUGCUAAGGAGUUUCUUGCAAGAAGCGAAGAGAGGCGAAAAAAGGGUACAACGAGGGACGGAAAGCCGCUGCUGAGAAGAUAUAUGGGGAUCACGAUGCUCACCUUGACCCCGGAUAUUCUACAUGAAUUGAAACAAAGAAGUCAAAGCGUCCCCGAAAAUGUGGAGCACGGAGUUCUGGUAUGGAAGGUUAUUAUUGGGUCGCCGGCGCAUGCUGGCGGUCUUAAUCCCGGUGAUAUAGUCACACAUAUUAACGGCAAAGAGGUGAAAAAUUCAUCAGAUAUUUACGACGCUCUCGCUGAGAAGGGAAAGGUCCUAGACAUGACAGUAUACCGUGGUUUGAAACAGCUAAGGAUCAUUGUGAAGCCUGAUGAAUCUUAAACUUGAGGGGCGUUAGAAGUGUAGGAAAAGAGGUCUCAAGUCUUUGUUGGAUACCUGAAAAACAUAUAUUUCGUUCGUUUGUUUCACUUUUUUCGUUUCUUUGAUAUAAUGUUUUUUACCACAAUACAAAUAUACUUUAGGCGAUUUGAAUAAAGAACAUAUUUUAUUUA